AUGGCCAAGGGGAAAGCAAAAGGCCCCAAAGGGAAAAAAGUCACCUUGAAAGUCGCCAAAAACUCCAUCAAGAUCACGUUUGAUGGGAAACGCCGCCUUGACCUGAGCAAGAUGGGCAUCACCACCUUCCCCAAGUGCAUCCUCAAGCUGGCUGACGUGGACGAGCUGGAUCUGAGCAGGAACAUGAUCAAGAAAAUCCCAGACUUCAUCGAGAAGUUCCAAAACCUGCGCUGGCUGGACUUGCACAGCAACCAGAUCGAGAAGCUGCCGGAGACGAUCGGCAUGCUCCAGAACCUCUUCUACCUCAACAUCUGCAACAACAAGCUGACCACCAAGAGCCUGCCAGUGGAGCUGAGCCAGCUGAAGAACCUGCGCACCCUCAACCUGGGCUUGAACCAGAUCGACAACCUCCCCACCACCCUUGGGGCCCUGAAGGAGCUCCAGGAAGUGGGCCUCUUUGACAACUACCUGACAACCAUCCCCAACAGUGUGGCAAAGCUCCCCAAGCUCAAGAAGAUGAACGUGAAGAGGAACCCCUUCCCCCAGCCAACAGAGGAGGAACUGUUAAUUGACACCAUCAAGCGCAUCGAAGCCCUGUACUUGGUGGACGAGAAAGACCUGUGUGGCCCCUGUCUGAAGAAGUGCCAGGAGGAGAGGGACAAGCUGAACAAGCUGAAGAACGCGGUGCCCACCUCUCUGAGGAAGCCAAACUUUUCUUCCCUCAUGACGCCCAACUCCACAGCAAAGGAUAACCAAGCGGAGUGGCGAUGA
Messenger RNA from Emys orbicularis (European pond turtle), 771 nucleotides. It is a transcript of the gene LRRC18, whose product is annotated as leucine rich repeat containing 18. The transcript has a single exon. The record is from RefSeq and is a predicted model, not a curated record. Gene Ontology annotation, molecular function: protein binding. NCBI's taxonomy places the organism in Eukaryota, Metazoa, Chordata, Testudines, Emydidae. The coding region runs from base 1 to 771 and encodes 256 amino acids.